This is a messenger RNA of Loxodonta africana (African savanna elephant), 1433 nucleotides long. RefSeq names its product insulin like growth factor binding protein 3 (gene IGFBP3). NCBI's taxonomy places the organism in Eukaryota, Metazoa, Chordata, Mammalia, Proboscidea, Elephantidae. Gene Ontology annotation, cellular component: extracellular region. The coding region runs from base 1 to 873 and encodes 290 amino acids. The record is from RefSeq and is a predicted model, not a curated record. Gene Ontology annotation, biological process: regulation of insulin-like growth factor receptor signaling pathway. Gene Ontology annotation, molecular function: insulin-like growth factor I binding; insulin-like growth factor II binding; fibronectin binding. The transcript is spliced from 4 exons.
AUGGAGCGGGCGCGUCCCGCGCUUUGGGCCGCGGCGCUAGCAGUGCUGGCGCUCCUGAGCGGACCGCCGCCUGCGCGGGCCGGGGCGGGCACUGGCCCCGUGGUGCGCUGCGAGCCGUGCGACGCGCGCGCGCUGGAGCAGUGCGCUCCGCCGCCCGCUGCGCCUGCGUGCGCCGAACUGGUGCGCGAGCCGGGCUGUGGCUGCUGCAUGACGUGCGCGCUGCGCGAAGGCGAGCCGUGCGGCGUGUACACCGAGCGCUGUGGCGCGGGCCUGCGCUGCCAGCCGCCGCGCGGAGAGCCGCGCCCGUUGCAGUCGCUGCUGGACGGCCGCGGGCUCUGCACCAACUCCAGCGCUUUGGGCCGCCUGCGCGCCUACCUGCUGCACGGACCGUCCGCGUCAGGAAAUGCCAGUGAGUCAGAAGAAGAACACAGUGCUGGGAGCACGGAAAACCAAGAGCUCCCCAGCACACACCGGGUGCCAGACUCCAAAUUCCAUACCCUCCACACCAAGAUAGACGUCAUCAAGAAAGGGCACGCCAAGGACAGCCAGCGCUACAAAGUAGACUACGAGUCUCAGAGCACAGACACCCAGAACUUCUCCUCUGAGUCCAAACAGGAAACAGAAUACGGCCCUUGCCGCAGGGAAAUGGAGGACACGCUGAACCACCUCAAGUUCCUCAACGUGCUGAGCCCCAGAGGCGUGCACAUUCCUAACUGUGACAAGAAGGGCUUUUAUAAGAAAAAGCAGUGCCGCCCUUCCAAAGGCAGGAAGCGAGGCUUCUGCUGGUGUGUGGACAAGUACGGGCAGCCUCUCCCAGGCUACGACACCAAGGGGAAAGGUGACAUCCACUGCUACAACAUGGAGAGCAAGUAAACACCUGGCGCAGCCGCCGGGACUCAGUCUGGCCACGAUGUAAGCCUCCACAACCUCUAUUCCUGCCGAAGGGUUGCACCUUCCCCACCGGGCUGCUUCUCCUGGUAAUGCUAGGGUGAGAGGGAGAGAGGGAGAUCAUAGCCUUGAGGACUGCAGGGCCAGGCCCUCCUGCCCGGGCCUGCUAGCAGGACUCACACCACAAACCCCAGAAAGAAGCAGAGCAAACAGGACAGACACGUCAGAGGGGGCAGAGGAAAAGAAGGACUGUGACCAAUCCCAUCUCAGAGACACUUCGUUUUAUCUUAAAGAACUUGCAAUGUGUAAACCAUACACUCACAAUGUAAAGAUUUUACAAGUUAAGCCUUUUCCACUCAAGCCCAUUGGUUCCCUUAUCUUCGUAGGUAAAAUGUUUUAAUCCAGAAGGACUCGUUAAAGAAACAGGUUUUGAAAUAAAGACACGGCUAUUUUUUUUUCUUCUGUAAACUAUAUUAUGAAGAUCCUGUUUGCCUGUGACUAAUAUAAUUUUAAUAAAGUUUUAUUUAAAUCUCAUGAAAAUGAAA